Molecule: messenger RNA, 610 nt
Organism: Nymphaea colorata (pocket water lily)
Lineage: Eukaryota; Viridiplantae; Streptophyta; Magnoliopsida; Nymphaeales; Nymphaeaceae
Product: heavy metal-associated isoprenylated plant protein 42-like
Exons: 3
Coding region: 40-513 (157 amino acids)
Molecular function (GO): metal ion binding
Source: RefSeq, a predicted model, not a curated record
UCCUGCUACUGCUCCCUUACAUCAUCAUCUGCUCCAACCAUGAAGUGCGAGAUUGAAGCUAACAUCGGCUGUUGCAAGUCCUGCCAGCAAAAAGUGAGAAGAAACUUAGAACGUAUCAGAGGAGUUGAAUCCGUUGAGAUGUACCCAGAAAUAAACGUGGUGGUGGUGACGGGGAAGGUCGAGCCCACCACCCUGCUCCGUGCAGUUCAGGAAGUGAAAGACACAGCCCGAAUAUUGUCGAAGCCUGCGAACAACUCUGGGGUCGUCAAUGACGAAGAUGGUAGCAUGCGCGAUAAGCACAGUAGGAAGACGAAGAAGAAGGUAGCACCAGUGGCGGCCCCCGUCGACGAAGAACCGAUAUAUAAGGAAGCCGCAAUAAAUUACUAUCCCGAAAUUCCAUCUGCGGAAGAGAAGGACGGAAUCGCGUCGGAGGCGAUGACCUACGUUCUGAAUCUCACCGCGUAUGGGUUCGGUGGAGCGAUCAGCUACCGCAAGGAUGUGAUUUACAAAUGACACGCAGAGUUCAGGGGAAUGGAAGAUGGAUCGGACGUACCACCUCAAACAGCUUCUCAUGUGUGCUAGCCCAGUUUUAGCCUGUAUUUUCAUAAAC